Molecule: messenger RNA, 1888 nt
Organism: Drosophila navojoa
Lineage: Eukaryota; Metazoa; Arthropoda; Insecta; Diptera; Drosophilidae
Gene: hbn
Product: aristaless related homeobox homeobrain
Biological process (GO): regulation of transcription by RNA polymerase II
Molecular function (GO): RNA polymerase II transcription regulatory region sequence-specific DNA binding; DNA-binding transcription factor activity, RNA polymerase II-specific
Source: RefSeq, a predicted model, not a curated record
CCGAGCUCAGUCGGUGGUUGUUGAUCGCUGCCAGCGUACGUGUCUUUGUCCAGCUGAGCGAACCAACAACAACUACAGAAACGUACCCAAAACCCAAUCGAAGUUUUUGGUUAAUAACAUUCUUGAGUGCGUGCGCGUUUUUCACUUUAACAAUCAAAAAUUGUGAACAAAAGCGAAUAAAAAACCAACAAGAAAUUGCAAUAAACAAGAGAAUUAAUUAUAAAUUAAAAUUCAACAAAUAAACGCAAUUCGAGUGCAAUUCCGAGUUUAGUGCGCCGGGUCAGGCACGUUGCCAGCUGCUGCUGCUAGAGCUGUACGUCAAUUAAUGCUUGAAAGCCUGCCCUUUGAGAUGAUGACAACAACAACAUCGGCACAGCACUCGAACAUCAUGCCACCAGCCAUGCGACCUGUACAGGAGAGCCCCGUUUCGCGACCACGCGCCGUCUACAGCAUCGAUCAGAUACUGGGCAAUCAGCAUCAAACGAAGCGAAGUGAUACGCCCAAUGAGGUGCUGAUAACUCACGCGCAUCACAUACAUCAUCUGCAUAACAGCAGCAACGGCAACAACAACAACAACAACAACGGUAGCAACAAUGGCUUGUUGCAGCAUCAACAACUUCAACAACUGCAGCAACAACAUCACCAUCAUCAGCUACAACAGCAACAUCAGCAGCAACAACAACAACAGCAACAACAACCGUUGCCCGGCAAGCGUGAGGACUCGCCCACGAAUACGGAGAGCGGCCUGGAUGUGGACAACGAUGAUGAUUUAUCCUCGAGUCUGAAUAACGGCCACGAUCUGGGCGAUAUGGAGAGGCCGCGGAAAGUUCGUAGAUCUCGGACAACUUUUACAACAUUUCAAUUGCAUCAAUUGGAACGCGCGUUCGAGAAGACACAAUAUCCGGAUGUGUUCACAAGGGAGGAUCUGGCCAUGAGGCUCGACCUAAGCGAAGCACGCGUUCAGGUCUGGUUCCAGAAUCGACGCGCCAAAUGGCGUAAACGUGAGAAGUUUAUGAAUCAGGACAAGGCUGGCUAUCUGCUGCCCGACCAAGGCCUGCCCGAGUUUCCUUUGGGCAUACCGUUGCCGCCGCACGCCCUGCCCGGCCACCCGCUGCCCGCCGAGUUCUGGCCUCCGCAUUUCGCUCUGCACCAGCACUUCAAUCCGGCUCUGCUGCCGCAGCAGCUGAUGCCGCCCCACUACAAGCUGCCCAACUUCCACACGCUGCUCUCCCAGUACAUGGGCCUGAGCAAUCUGAAUGGCAUCUUCGGGGCUGGCGCUGCAGCCGCCGCGGCUGCUGCCUCUGCCUCUGCCUCCGCCUCAGUCUCCGUCGGCUAUCCGCAGAACUUGUCGCUGCAUUCGUCGUCGUCCUCGGCGCAGGUGAGCCCGCCCUGCAGCAACAGCAGUCCCCGCGAGAGCCCCAACUCCCUGGCCACGCACCCGCUCUCCCACGGCGCUACGACUCUGAUCUCCGGCGACCUGACGCUCACCUCGACGGCAGCGCAGUCGCCGCGCAGCGCCACAGGUGGCAGCAGCAAUGCCUCCACACCCGUCUCGGUGGUCACCAAGAGCGAAGACUGAAGGGCGAGCUGGCGCCGCAGCUGACAUAGUGAUAUAUAUAUACGGGAUGGAUCAAGUAUAUAUAUAGUCUAAAAGUGAUAUGCAUAUAUAUCAUUGAUCGUGUAUAGUCUAGCGCUUAAUUAUAACAUAUAUAUAUGUAUAUGGAUCGUGUGUAUAUAGUCUUAUGGCCAAAAUGAACUUUCAGUUUGUCUCUGCGAAUAUUUCACAAAUAUUGUUUAGUUAUAAGAGACUUAGUAUUAAAGAUCUGCUGUCAUAAUAUCUAGUAAUACUGUAAAUUAAUAUUACCUUAAGAGCAAAAGAAAACGAAAA